AUGUCCGCAGACGAAACCGAUGAAAAUAUCGUACUAAAAAUUGAUAACUCUUCUGUGAUCAUUAAAAAAAGGGACCUGAUUUCAAACAGUGACUAUUUUAAAGCAAUGUUUGAAAGCGAUUUUGUUGAGAAAACUUUGAAGGUGAUACCACUCAAGGGUGUGGAUCUGAAAGCCAUGAAUAUUAUUUUAAAAUUAAUAUCAGAUGACAGUUAUGAUGAUGAAGAUAUUUUAAUUGUAUUGCAGACAGCAUGCAUGUUACAAUUUAGAAAUAUAAAGAAAGUGUGUCUGGAAAGAAUAACAGAGUUAUUAUCUUGGAAAACCAGUCUUGAAAUUUGGCUGGUUACAGAACAAUUAGAUGUUCAACCCCUUUUUCUCAAAGCAAAACGUUUAUCCUUAGAAGAAUUUGUGAUGGUUAAAGAAACAGAUUCAAUACUGCAGUUGAAUUUGCAGCAAUUGUGCAGUUACCUUGGCCAUGUAAAUUUGAAAACUGACAAUGAGUUAUCAGUCUUUCAAACUGCAAUGAAAUGGUGGUAUGAAAAUGGAAAAGUAUAUAAGGAAAACUAUAUGAAAAUAAUUCUCCAACUUCUCAGUUGUGUUGAUUAUAAAAAGUUAUUGAAUACUCAUAUGAAUGAAAUCAUAACAUAUCCUGAUUUGGCUAAUGUCAAAGAAAUUAGGGAAGUUUUGGAAUGUCUAGCUCAAAUGCACAGAGGAUUGACAACAAUGGAAUUUUCAGGGAACUGCCAAGAAAUAGCAGAAAAACUAUUACUGCCAUGCAGGAGUAGAUAUUUAGCUUCCUGCCCAUGUAUUUUAGUUGAAUGUAAAAAUGCCAAAAAAGAUGUUAAUAGCAUGAUUUAUUAUGAUUCAAAUGGAAAACAAUUCAAAAAGUUCUUUACCAUCGACGAUCCCAAAUACGAAAGUCUGGAGGGGUGCAAGUUUAUUGGUUACAAAGAAUAUGUCUUUAUGUACGGUGGAGAAUACUUGAUAGGUCGAGGAAAGUGGAACUACAAUUUGUGGGUUUUCGAUACCAUAAGAGAAAGAUGGGAAAGGAAAUGCGUGUUGCCAUAUCCGAGACGACAUUUUGAUACCUGCAUUGUUGGCACUAAAUUGUUCAUAACAGGGGGUACUGGUACUUUCAGAGUUACCCAAGAAAAUACGUUCUGGUACGAUUUCAAAAAUGACAAAUGGAGCACACAACUACGACUACCUUUCUUCGACAGACACUUGAAGUGCUGCUGUUUUUCUAACAAAUACUUCAUAUUGAGUAUCAGUAAUAAAUGUGGCUAUUUUUUGAUAGAUGAAGAUUUUGGCAAUUGGAUGAAAAUGCCUCUCAACAUAGACGAUAGCCUGUUGAAAAAUCAAUCCGAUUUCGGGCUUUUUACCUAUGAAGAUAAAUUCUACGUGAAGGGAAAGGAUUUGAUAGAGUUCACUUCCACCGGGGACAAAAUAACAGUUUCAUCUGUGAAAAACAUAACCAACAAAGACUGUGAUAAAAUGGAGAUUACUGUUUGCGAUGAUACCGUUUAUACCCUUUACGAGUACAGAUUGGACAACAAAGAAACCUUUUCCUUGGAAAGGUACCAUAUGAAAACGGGGCGAAUUGAUUUCAUCUUCCAAGAUAUUGACAAUGAUAGCAUAAUUGAAGCUGAUGGUGAGCAAUUCAAGUUCAGCAAAACGUUGAAAUUGUUCUCAUUCAACCACUAUUCUCUAGUGGAUACCAAUGAAGUGAUUAACGAUUCUUUCAAUGUAUAA
Phaedon cochleariae (mustard beetle) is the source of this 1749-nucleotide messenger RNA. Lineage: Eukaryota; Metazoa; Arthropoda; Insecta; Coleoptera; Chrysomelidae. The record is from the annotation of a GenBank genome assembly.